Messenger RNA from Leishmania braziliensis MHOM/BR/75/M2904, 2517 nucleotides. Its product is annotated as putative DNA-repair protein. Gene Ontology annotation, cellular component: XPC complex; nucleotide-excision repair factor 2 complex; nucleus. Gene Ontology annotation, molecular function: single-stranded DNA binding; damaged DNA binding. The record is from RefSeq and is a predicted model, not a curated record. The coding region runs from base 1 to 2517 and encodes 838 amino acids. Gene Ontology annotation, biological process: mismatch repair; nucleotide-excision repair. NCBI's taxonomy places the organism in Eukaryota, Euglenozoa, Kinetoplastea, Trypanosomatida, Trypanosomatidae. The transcript has a single exon.
AUGGCCAUGGUAACGUCCGCUAACGUACCUGUUGACCCCACCGAAAUGCGUAACGUAACGGAGGAGGACCCGAGAGACUUGGCCGCCAAUGUAAACGAGUGGGAUGAAGUGGUGCUGCCAAUCACCUUUCUGCCUGCCAAGAAGCAAGAGGAAGGUGAAAAAAUCAGCUUAGCCAAGAACCUGGCGGACGACGACGAAAGUGAGGUGGUGAAGGACGAGCCAACUUACGCAGUUUCAGUUGUGAAGACAGAAGUGACAGCUACCACACAAAGUGAGACAGUCACUAAAAUAUCGAGCAAGGUGAAGGCGGAGCUUGUCAACGUGGACGAGGGGGAGGGUGCGAGUGGUCGGCUCUUGAUGGAAUGGGCGCAACUGCCGCUUGUGGGGCAGUCAUGCGCCUCCCAUACAUGGCGGCAACGCGACCCAACGUAUCAAUCCAUGAUGGAGCAGAGGGAUUUGCUUGCCGCAAAGCGUCGCUCAGAGCGUAUUCAGCGCGUGUGCGAGUCACUUUUCGUACUGCUAGCCGUGUUCAUUCGAGCCCGCCUGCUCUGGUGUGAAUCAUGUCAUCCUGGCUUCGUUAAACGGCUUUUCCGGCUCCAUGUGCCACGCGAAGAAGCCCCGAAACGCUCGCGCUGCGAAGGUUCAUCCGCAAAGGUUAAAGGCGCUUACGUUUUUGUCAAAGCAGUAGCCGCCGCAAAAGUUCUGACGGCGGAGUCUACAAAGCCGUCGUAUCGCAAGCCCUCACUCGCCCCAGCGUGGGUGACGUGCGCGAAAGACGUUGUGCAGAAUAAAACCUCGGCAGCCGUGAAAAUACUCAUCGAAACCAUCAACAACUACUUCAAGUUGAAGCCGGCGCCUCCAGCUUCGUCGAGUGAGCGUGAAGCGUCUGCCGGUGCCGUUGCGUGCGAUGUUGCUCCAUCAUCUGUGGAGCAGGACUUUUCAGACUGGUCGCUCCCUGUGAAACCACGGUUUCUAUUCACGAAGAUGGCAGAGUGUCAUUACCGUGUCUCCGCGGAUGAGCCAGUCGAGUUGCCCCAUCCCCUUUACUUCUCUCUUCUUUUUCUGGCAUUGGCGCGUGUGGCGGGCCUGAGCUGCCGGCUUGUGGUGGCAAAGCUAGCCAAGACGCCGCUGGAGAAGGCUCGGGCGGCAGCACGUGCCGGCGGCAUUACCAAUGGGGACAAAGGCGCAAUUGAGGGCAGGGGCGACGCCGCGGACGAUGAGAGCGAAGAAGGUGCUCGACGGCCGCUGCGAGCUCUUUCCAUUUUUCAGGACCGCGAGAAGCGCAAGGCAUCUGAUCGCACCGGCUCCAGCGGGGCUGCUUCAGCGGGCAAGGGGUCGAAGCGACCGCGAUCCUCAGCAGUGAUGGCACAAGACAUCAAAGAAAGUGAGGAGCUAAAGUCAAAAAAGCUGCCCACUUCAUGCUACUGGGUGGAGGUGUGGUCCGCAGAGCGCGAGAGCUUCCUUUCUGUUAAUCCAUGCCAAGGCUGUGCCACACUCUGGGGUGCAUCGUACACGCUGUCGGUGUCUGGUCACGUGGCGGUGGACGCAACACCGCGGUACAUUUCCAAGUACAGCACCGCAUAUACCUACGGUCGUCGCCUCGGUACCUGUCAGCAACACCGAUUCUUGUGGCACGACAAACUCUCCUGGGAUGACACCCGCGAGCUGUCAGAGGUGCUACGUGCCACUUUCAACGUGGCCGCGCCACACACAAGCGCGUUGGCGCAGCGGCAGCAGCAGCGGGAGAGCCGGCAGCUACACUCCCUUAUGUACUCGGAGGCUGUGCCCACAACUCUGAACGCACUUCACCACCACCCACUCUACGUGAUAGACUCCGAUCUUGCCCGGCAUGAAGGGGUGUGGCCGAAGGAUGCAAGCACGACGGUGGGAAGUGUGAAGGGCCACAUGGUCUACAAGCGUUCCGCUAUCGUGAGUCUGCGGUCUCGCGACGGGUGGUUGCAUGAGGGGCGCAGCCUGCUCACUGAGGAUCAGCCUGCUUACAAGGUUGUGGCGCCGCCCGCCUCUCGCCCAUUUGCAGCACCGUCGGCAUUUUACUGUCGUUGGCAAACACAGCCAUUUGAGCCACUACCGCUCACUGCAGGCAACCCUCCAAGCAUUCCGCGUCACGGUCGAACGUCGUGGUACAUCUUGCUCGACAAAACCCCGCCGCCGGGGAUCGUACACAUGACUCAGCCUCAGAUAUCUCGCGUGGCACGCCGUAUGAAGCUAGACUUUGGCCUCGCUGUGGUUGGGUUUGAGCGCCGCCGCACCGAUGAGCACCGUCGCGCGCAUUGGGAAACCGUCAUCAACGGCAUUGUUGUCAAGGAAACUGAUAGCAUUGCACUCCUUCGCGCCUAUGAGGAGUGGGUGCAGCUGGUGCAAGAACAGGAGACGUUGAAACGGCGACAGCGUGUGUUCCACUGGUGGCUACUGCUUGCACAGCGUCUACUUUCGCUAAAACGCUUGCAGAAUCAGUAUGCCAAGGGACUCAGCGCUGGAGCGAUGCCGACACAGUGA